AUGCUCAGAAUCUUAAAGAAGUAUUUGUAUGUCAUCAGUGAAGUUACUAGAUCAAUGUUUCUUCAGGAACAAUACAGUGAUUCAGUUGCUUCAAGGAAUACAAGCUGCACUUGUGGUGAUCCAGACACUAGGUUGUUGGAUUUAUUACAUCUAAGAACAUAUUCCUAUUAUUAUACACUUAUUUCUCUAAAGAGUGGUCAAGAAGCAUUGCUAGGCCGUCAAGAAGCAUUAGAAAAAAAACAAGAUGCAAUGCAACUUCAAAUGACAAGUUUCUACAAUGAAUUUAAAGAUCGGGAAUUUCCAGAUAGAACUAUUGUAAUUUCUACCAGUACUAUUACUGGCAUCAUUCCAAGACCCAUAUCAAAAAUCAACGAUAUAACUUUAAAGCAUAUAUAUAAGAUGAUAACAGACAAUCUUAGAAUAGAAUUGACUGAGGAAACCAAGAGAAUUGUUAACACAUGUAACAAGGUCAUAUGUGAUCAACUGGCAGCUCUUCCAUCUGUUCAGGAUCUUGGAACAAACCCUGCCUGGUCAUUGUUUCCUCAAGAGGAUAAAAACAGGCUGUGUAUCAAUCAUUCUAUCAUACUCAGAGACAAUAGAAUCAAUUUUACCAGAUGCCACAGAAACUGGGCAUCAAUUGCAAGGGUUAGCCAGCUCUGGAAAGGGUGUAAGAAGCGAGAAUACUCUGCCAGUAUGAUUCAUGAAUAA
Molecule: messenger RNA, 708 nt
Organism: Phycomyces blakesleeanus NRRL 1555(-)
Lineage: Eukaryota; Fungi; Mucoromycota; Mucoromycetes; Mucorales; Phycomycetaceae
Exons: 5
Coding region: 1-708 (235 amino acids)
Source: RefSeq, a predicted model, not a curated record